ACCCUUUUCAAACAUGGGUCUCUUUUCUUUCUCCUCCCGAUCUUCUGGGUCCGCCAUGGCCGCCGCCGUUUUCUUCCUCCUCCUCCUCGGCCUCGCUUCCGCCGCGGAUAUGUCCAUCAUCGACUACGACAAGAAGCACCACAUGGGCGGCGGUGUCGUACCGGGAAGGACCGAGGCCGAGGUUAAGGCCAUGUACGAGUCGUGGUUGGUGCAACAGGGCAAGGCGUACAAUGCGCUGGGUGAGAAGGAGAGGAGGUUCGAGAUUUUUAAGGAUAAUCUGAGGUUUGUUGACGAACACAACAAGGUGGACCGGAGUUACAAGGUGGGGUUGAACCGGUUCGCGGAUAUGACUAACAUGGAGUACAGGUCAAGGUUUCUGGGGAUGAAGAAGGACCGGGCGGCCAGGCUUUCGGGUGAGAAGACGGGUCGGUAUUUGUUUCGGGUCGGGGACAAGUUGCCCGAGUCUGUGGAUUGGAGAGCCGAGGGUGCUGUUGCCGAGGUUAAGGAUCAAGGCCAAUGCGGGAGUUGCUGGGCUUUCUCGACGGUUGGUGCAGUGGAAGGUAUAAACAAGAUUGUGACCGGUGAGCUGAUCUCAUUGUCUGAGCAGGAACUUGUGGAUUGUGAUAAAUCUUACAACCAAGGUUGCAAUGGAGGUCUUAUGGACUAUGCCUUCCAAUUCAUCAUGAACAAUGGUGGCAUUGAUACCGAGGCUGAUUAUCCUUACCGGGGUACCGAGGGGACAUGUGAUAUCAAUAGGAAAAAUGCUCGUGUUGUUUCCAUCGAUGGAUAUGAAGAUGUUCCACAAAAUGAUGAGAGCUCUUUGAAGAAAGCGUUGGCACAUCAACCUGUGAGUGUUGCCAUUGAAGCUGGAGGUCGGGAAUUCCAGCUCUACCAAUCGGGUGUAUUCACUGGACGCUGUGGUACCGAUCUAGACCACGGUGUGCUUACCGUAGGGUAUGGUACCGAAGAUGGCAAGGACUACUGGAUUGUGAAGAACUCAUGGGGUCCUAACUGGGGAGAAGCUGGUUUCAUCAAGUUGGAGCGCAAUGUGGCCGCCAAGACUGGCAAAUGUGGCAUUGCCCUUGAGGCCUCGUACCCAACAAAGAAGGGUCAGAACCCGCCUAGACCUGGCCCAACCCCUCCAUCUCCUGCACCCCCUGUGAAUCCAUCAACUGUUUGCGACGAGUACUACACUUGCCCGGCUGGAACCACAUGCUGCUGCGCCUAUUCGUAUGGAAGCUUCUGCUUUGGUUGGGGAUGCUGCCCUCUAGAGUCUGCAACCUGCUGCGAUGACCGCUACAGUUGCUGCCCUAGUGACUACCCUGUCUGCGACCUUGAAGCUGGAACUUGCAAACUGAGCAAGAACAGUCCAGUGAGUGUCAAGGCAAUGAAGAGAACUUCAGCUACAAGUAGCAUCCGCUGGUUUGGUGGCAGGGGUCCAAGAAAUUGAGAACCAGAUUUAGUGUCUACAAAGGAAAAGCUUGUCUGUGUUUUCAUUGACAUCCCCAGUUACAAACAUACAUUUAGAUCCGUUUAUAGUCGUGAUUAUUGUAGAUAAAUGAACUCAUAUGGGGAUACUGGCCUUAUAUCAAUAAAUGUAAAUACUUUUAUUUGCU
Messenger RNA from Argentina anserina (silverweed cinquefoil), 1616 nucleotides. RefSeq names its product cysteine proteinase RD21A-like. The transcript has 5 exons. The record is from RefSeq and is a predicted model, not a curated record. Gene Ontology annotation, molecular function: cysteine-type endopeptidase activity. Gene Ontology annotation, cellular component: lysosome. The coding region runs from base 14 to 1450 and encodes 478 amino acids. NCBI's taxonomy places the organism in Eukaryota, Viridiplantae, Streptophyta, Magnoliopsida, Rosales, Rosaceae.